Messenger RNA from Mycena indigotica, 867 nucleotides. Its product is annotated as Eukaryotic translation initiation factor 4e. The transcript has 5 exons. Gene Ontology annotation, cellular component: eukaryotic translation initiation factor 4F complex. NCBI's taxonomy places the organism in Eukaryota, Fungi, Basidiomycota, Agaricomycetes, Agaricales, Mycenaceae. Gene Ontology annotation, molecular function: translation initiation factor activity; RNA 7-methylguanosine cap binding. The record is from RefSeq and is a predicted model, not a curated record. The coding region runs from base 1 to 867 and encodes 288 amino acids. Gene Ontology annotation, biological process: translational initiation.
AUGUCUGUUUUGUCCGGCCCCGCGCCAUCUGGAGCAGCGCUCUCAGACCCUCCGAAAGAUGCCACGAUCGAUGACUCUGAACCAGGCGAGGUCCAGGAGGUUGACAUGCAGACCCAAGCAGAAACUAUCAGGACCGUCUUUAGCGAUCCUACAAACUUUAACGUCAAGCAUCCUCUCUACUCUCCUUGGACCCUAUGGUUCGACUCGCCUCAAACGAAGGGUCGUAACAUGCCCCAGACUCCAAUUUCUGCCUUUCCUCAGACUCCUGUUGCGCAAACACCUGGUGUGGCUGCUGCUCAAGGAUGGAUGGAGGACAUCAAGCGUGUCAUCAGUUUUGACAGCGUUGAAGAGUUCUGGGGGCUGUAUAACAACAUCGUCCCGCCGUCACAAUUGCCGCAAAAGGCCAACUACUAUCUCUUUAAGGAGGGAAUUAUCCCAGCAUGGGAGGACGAAGCAAACAAAAACGGCGGAAAAUGGAGCAUCCAACUACCGAAGGACAAGAACAGAGGUAACGUCGAUAAAAUGUGGCUUUAUACGAUGCUUGCUGCCAUUGGAGAGACCUUUGACCCAUCACUCACGUCAGCAGAUCCAGCCGGAUCGCCACCCAGUUCUCUGAUUACAGGCGUCAUCGUGUCUACGCGACCACAGUUUUACCGACUUUCGAUUUGGACACGGCUGGCCCCGUCUGGUUCAGAAGACGAUAAGUUGCGAGAGCGAAUCGAGGGGGUCGGCAAACAUUUCAAGACAAGCGUGCUUGGAUAUGCUGAUCAUGCGAAGCUCGCGGGGCCUUUGUCCACAGAGGUGGAGUUCCUGUCGCACAAAGACAGCGAGAAAAAGGGUGGCAAGUCACGCAAAAUUGUCGUCUGA